Molecule: messenger RNA, 780 nt
Organism: Plasmodium cynomolgi strain B
Lineage: Eukaryota; Apicomplexa; Aconoidasida; Haemosporida; Plasmodiidae
Exons: 1
Coding region: 7-780 (257 amino acids)
Biological process (GO): intracellular signal transduction
Source: RefSeq, a predicted model, not a curated record
ACGCCAAUGGAUUGCACGCACCUGUAUGCCGGUGGGUUGAGUAGCAGUCCGCACUUUUUUCGUAGUGAUGGCGACUUACAAUCUGUCAAGAAGCACUUCUCCUGCUUUGCCGAAAGUGAAAAAAUGAAUUAUCCCCUGGAGGUAGGCAUUCCCAAGGUGAAGAAGCAGAGGAGAAGGUACGAAAACGUAUUUGACCGAUUGACGGAUGAGAACUUUUACACAGGAAUGUACAAGCAAAAAUUUGAUACGUUAAGGAGCAGGGCCGCCUCGAAAGGGACUUGCUCAAAUGUUAACCUUAACCACCUACUGACGCAGGGAGGUGACUCAACCGAACAGCGCCCACCGCCCAUUUGGGGGAAGGAGCAGGAGCAGCAGCAGGAGAAGUGCAGAACUUGCAAAAUGUGCAGAACUUCCAAAACGUGCGUAGUUACUGCAGGGACGCUGGGGGUGCAAAAGUAUGGAAUUCAAAUCGCACCGCCCAAAAACAUUUGGCUGUUUCGCAACGGAGAUGAACACCACAAUGGGCUGCUUUUCCUAGUCAAGCCACACACACGCAAUUGGAAGUCGCUGCUGAGCGAAAUUACCAAAGUGCUGGACCCCACCAUUGGACCUGUUCGAACUAUCUACAACGCAAACUUUCGCCAGGUGCACAGGGUAGAGGAGCUGAACGAUGGGGAGAAGUACUUGUGUACAUCUGGGGAGCCCCCUGCGCGCGUGGACAGGCUGACUCGCUUCCUCAGUCGCUGGGUGAUGCACGGCAAUGACCCCCAUGCGGGGUAG